AUGAAUGUAUCAGCUGUGUCCAAGAAGCUGUGGUGUGCCCACAAACAGCUGAUCAUCCUGCUCACUCCUGUCCUGUUCCUGCCUUUACUUUUCACUCUGCCGGAAAAGGUGAGUCAUUUUACCUUGGGAGACUUCAGGAAUGCUUUUUCCUGGCAUUUCACACAAGGAAAUUAUGGGAGCAGAAUUUAUGGAUCAUUAUAAUAAUUAUAAAAACAAGGUAGAGAUAGUUGAGAAUCAAAUCUAUCAUCAGCUGGUCUGUAUUCUGUUUCUUAGGAGUGAUCAAUUUGUUAUCCGUAUAAAUUCCAAUAUAAAGUUGUAAAUUUAAGUUCAAGACUUAUUUAAGGAACUGUACUUCUGUUGAUUGUUUGAUGACAUUGUAGAGAAUAAGAAGUGAACGCUGAUGGUGUCUCAAAAAAGUUAAACUAACUGACCUGCAGAUAAGUUAUAGAAGAAAUAUCAACUGUUGUUUAAGCAAUUAAUUAUAAAUCUCUGUCUUUCCAGCUCACUAACUCAGAUGAUUUUAAGACAUUUUUGGCCUAUCGUAGGGGUCAGGGGCAAAAAAGAAACCCAGUAUCAGGGAUGUCACUCGUUGGUUCGAAAGCCAGAUGAUGGCAGUGAUUAUAUUUGAGGUAGAAAACUUCUCAUAGUCAGACUAACAUACCUGAAAAAUGCAGCUGGGGACUGUCUUUCUCUUCGAUAUAUACAACUCAACCCAACAGAAACUGGCAUGAGUGUUCAGCAAGUGUCCCAGUCGUUGGUUCUGGAAGCCGAAGAGCAUGGAUGGUUUCUACAGAUCCGAGUAGUAAACAAAACCUUGACAAAGAGAGGACGUGAAAAAGACGAAACUUUCCGAACAAUUGGCACAGGCAAUCCAAGUGACGGUCUUUUCAUCUUUCGACGUACAUCCUGUUAGCCUCUUGCUAACACGUUUUGCUGGUCGUUUUGGUGCAUGAUAAGUCAACCAGGAGAUGAUCUAAUCAGGACAAGCUGAACGGAGGGAUGCCGCAGUCAUGCUACUGUCAAAAAUUAAAUUCUUGCUCAGGACAACAGUUAAGAAAAAUCACUCAAUUUUGUAUAAUCAUAGCUGGACUUAAUUGUGCAAGUUAACACAGUAAAUACCUCCAGAAUGUUUGGAACUAGCCUCAAGUGGACACUCUAGGUACUGCAGAUUUCUUCUGUGUCAAUCUUUAACACUUGCUGCUUAAUCCAUCCAUCCAUCUAUCCAUCAUCUAUCUACUUAUCCGGUUUGGGGCAGUAGCAUUCUGGAGCAGAUCCAAGUGGUCUCUGCGUGAGACGUGAGGCAGGUACAUCCUGGACAAGUCGCCCGCUGAUAUACAGAUAACCAGACACGUGUGCAUUUGAUGUUACGGCCAAGUUUAAGUCACCAAUUAACCCCACAAGUGUGUCCUCAGACUGGAGUACUUCAAAAAAGCUCAUGCAUGCACGUGAAGGAAAUGCGAACGUUAUAUCCCAGCUAACCCUUACCCUAACCCUAACCUUUUAUUCUGUGACUACUGCACCACUCUGUCAUUUUUCAAGUGUUGUCCAUGUGUAGAGAGCUUCACGUAACACUGUUGUUCCUGGAAGAAAACUGCAUAAUUCCAUACCUGCUAAAGAGAUAAAACAUUGUGUAGUUAAUCUACAUUUGUCUUGUUCUGUGAAAUUUUAAUGCCUGAUCAUUACUGACUCCACGUUAUCUUCUAGGAGGGAAAAUGUCUCUAUGUGGUGGUGCUGAUGGCUAUGUUUUGGUGCACAGAGGCCCUUCCUCUGGCCGUCACCGCCAUGCUUCCAGUUUGCCUCUUCCCAACACUGGGAAUCCUUCCAUCCAAGACAGUCUGCCCUCAGUACUUCCUGGAAACAAACUUUCUCUUCCUCAGCGGUUUGGUGAUGGCGUCGUCCAUCGAGGAGUGGGGACUUCAUCGUAGAAUAGCCCUGAAGGUCCUCACUAUCGUCGGAGUGAAACCAGCUUUGUGAGGAGACUUUACAGGAAAACUAAAUUUUUAGCGACAUAAUUCCAGCUUUUAUUGAUUUAAUCUUUAUCUUUUCCAGGCUCAUUUUGGGAAUGAUGCUGACCUCGUCCUUCCUGUCCAUGUGGCUCAGUAACACUGCCACAACAGCCAUGAUGCUCCCCAUAGCUAAUGCCAUCCUGGAGAGUCUGUUUGGAGACCUGGAGACCCUGAAAAAGAAGUGCAAGGCCGCAGAGGAUACUGAGGGGGAUAUAAUCAACGGUAUGUGUAACCUCUUGCACAGCGUAAUGACUUGAUGCUGGUCUACUUUUAUUCCUAAAGUGAAGCUCAGCAAAACAAGCAAAGUGAUGGGAAGUUUUUAACCGACUCUGAAGGUCUUGUAGUGUAACAUGUUAUUAUUUAGCAGUUUAGUUUUUCAGUUUAUGACAUUACAAUCUCACUGCUUUAUUGAACUCUUGAGCAACAGCAGGCAGAAAAACUCUGAUAUACUAAUCUGUACAAUAAAAAACAUUAGCACACUUAACAACUCACCAGGAAAAAUCAACAAAGAUCUUGACAUUGGUGGAGACCAUAUGGAUAAAUAUAUGAGGGAUCUGUAUCAGUCCACUUGUGUUUGAAUGAUACUUAACCCUGCAUCUGCUGUAUCUUAAAACACGCAUUUUUUACCGACUUACAAAAACAUAUGAAAAAAUGUCUAAAAAGCCUAAAACAGUUCAUGUUUGUUAAUCAAAGUGUCAAAACUUUAUAAAAGUCAGUUCACAGGCUGUGAGUAUUACUGGGGUAAUGUUGUAACAUCAUCUGCGUUGUCUUUUAAUAUGUGAUCCAAAAACUGAACUUUGUGCAGUUUUUCCAAAACACAGUAUCUUAGGGACCAAAGUUAGUCAGUAUUGAAAAAGUGAGUGUUUGAGGAUAUCGGAUUCAUCAAAAUAUUGACUAGUUUAAGCGCGUGAUUGAACUGUUGUUCAUACUACACUGAGUUUUUAAUGUUCCAGGUAGAAGAGACUCAACUGGUCUGGUUUUCUUUCAGGUCACUCUAAUGUGAAACUUCAUUCACUGCCUUCAGUGCCCUCAGAGAAACAAAUGCUGUCCAUAGAUGGGUAAGAAAGCACUUAGCUAAUGUGAUGACAGGCUACUAUAUCUUCACAAGAAUAUGAUACAACAUUUUUUCACUGAUUCACUGAUCUUUCUGAAGAGCGUGUAUCUAAGUUCAUUUAAGGUAAUAAUGUCUCUUAAAACUUCAAAAGGCCCGAUGGGAAGGAGCAGACUGACCUGAUGUCAUCUGAGGACGUCCAAUCAGAGGCCCAGUAUCAGCUGAAGGUGUGGAAAGGAUUCUUGAUCUGUAUCCCUUAUGCAGCUAGCAUCGGAGGCACCGCCACCCUGACAGGCACCGCGCCAAACCUCAUCCUGAUUGGACAGCUGAAAAGGUGUCUUUUAUUUUUAGAAACAGUGAAAACUUUGCACUUUGUUUAAUUCCUCUUUGUUACUCUGAAAUAAUAUCUUUGUUCCUUUCAGUUACUUUCCAGACUGUGACCUGAUCAACUUUGGCUCCUGGUUCGCGUUUGCUUUCCCUCUCAUGCUUAUCUUCCUGUUUUUUGGAUGGAUUUGGAUUGCGUUUCUCUAUGGAGGAUUAAACGCAAGGUAAUGUUGUAUCAGACAUUUGAUUUUGAGACAUUUGAUUUUUGAGUGAAAAUGUGAAAUCCUUCCUUACAAAACUCUUUAUUUCAUACAGAUUGUGCUUCAAGAAAAAUGACCGAAGAGCCGAGGCGGAGGCCAGAGCGAAGGCUCUAAUAGAGGACGACUACAGGAAACUAGGGCCCAUAAAGUGAGGACUCGUGUAUGUCUUCAAAUCUCAUGCAUUACAGGGCGAACGAUUACAUUUCUGUCACACACCUUUUAACGUCAUUUACUUUGAAUGCUCAUUUUCAGUUUUGCAGAAGGAGCAAUCUCUUUCUUUUUUGUCCUUUUUGCUGUUCUUCUCUUCACGAGAGAUCCCAAAUUUGUCACCGGAUGGUCUGUGCUUUUUAAAAAAGGGUAAGACACGCAAGCACUAAGUUAUAGUCAUUUUCUGUAUUGUCAUUGUUCUUCUUCCUGUUAGGAAAUGAUCAAUGAAUCUACACGUCAGUUAUCUACUUCUGUUAAUUAUUUCUUCUUGUCUUGCAGGUAUGUGUCAGACGCAGUCACUGGUGUUAUCAUUGUGUCUAUAUUGUUCUUCUUCCCCUCGCAGAAACCUUCUCUGAGCUGGUGGUUUGACCCAAAAGGUCAGUGCGUUCUUUAUCAGCUGUUAAUGUUUCAUUUGUCAGACAUUUUAGUCUAAUUUCACUUAUCUAAUCCAUCUUUGUUUUACAACCGCUAAUUAAAAACAAGGUCAAACAAGUGGGGUUAAGUGUAUUCAAUUAAAGUCUGACUAUCAUCCCCGUGUCAAAGAGAUAUAACAUUUGUAAUGACCAAGUUUGGAGCUUGUGCGGCUUCAUCAGGAAAGGUCAGCAGAUAUACUCGAUUGCCAAAUAUUUAUUAAAGAUUCAAAGUCAGUCUGUGUCCUGAACACAGCUUUUGCAACAUGCUGAAAAUCAGCUGGGGAAUGUUAAUAACGCAGAUUAGAGAGUCUGUGGAGCUCAAACCUCCGUGUUUCUGUUUGUCUGAUUAGAAUAAUCCAUCAGAACUAUGUUGUCGCACUCUGCAGGAUUUUGUUGUGUAAGUGUGUGUUGGAGGAGGCGUGCCCACAAACUGCAGGCACGUGUUUCUUCGUGCAGUUUGAAUACACAUGUCUUCAGGAUUGUGUAUAUUAUCGUCAGCUGGACAAAUAAAUGGCUGGAUGGAGUAAAAACAAAAGAAAUCAUGGGGUUUGUCUCUUCCUAGUGGGUCACAUCUCAGAAUAUUAGCAUAAAGAAAACACUCUGGGGUUAUAUGACAGUCACAGUUAUAUGACAGAAUAUGACACUGAUUAAACAGACUUUAAAAGCCUAUAUACUGGUUGAAUCUCAGUUGCCUCUGACACGUUGUUCAUUUAAGAUUUUUGACCUGUUAGAGGAUUGUUAUAUCGACACAACUCUAAAUUUAAAUCAAGGAUUUAACAUGAAAUUUCCUUAAAUAUUGAACGGUUUUAUUGAAUGUUUCCCUGCUUAUUCAUCCCCAGCUGCAAAUACUCCUUAUGUCCCUCUGUUAUCAUGGAAGAAAGCCCAGGACUCAGUUCCCUGGAACAUCAUUCUGCUCCUCGGAGGUGGUUUCGCGAUGGCUAAAGGUUGUGAGGUAAACGUGAUGGUUUCAACUAUUUGCUGUUUAAUCCUACAGACAGUUUCUGUUUCUAAGUCUCUCUAAGACUGUUGCUGUAAUGUAGAUUUUAAAAGCAGAAUAAAGAUGAAAAUUGUACAAAAAAAAAUCGAAUUAUAAAAUGAUCUUAAAUGAUAAAAAUCCUUUUCGUUGGUGCUGCUCUGCUCUGUAAAUUUCCAUCCUCCUCUUUGCUUUAUUAUGUUGUGAUUUGAUCUUUGACCCUUAACCCCAAUCUUGUGGCUCUUGGCAGGAGUCCGGACUCGCCGCGUGGAUUGGGGGCCACCUCCAGCCUUUGGCAGAGGUCCCUCCUGCUGCAGCUGUGAUGUUGAUCACUGCUUUCCUGGCCUGUUUCACUGAGUUCGCCAGCAACACCGCCACAAUCAUCAUAUUUCUACCCGUCAUCGCUGAACUGGUAAGACUGGUCACCAACAUCAACAUUUACAUGAAGUCUGACAAGUUUCGGCGGUGGCAUGUUGAUGUUUCACAGGUUUGUUGGUGACCACUGCCUUUGUGUUAGUCAAAGGUUUAGUAAGCUUGUUAAACUCUUGCAAUAGAUGUUUUAAUGUUUGUAGCCUGUUGGACAUUAACUGCUGUUGUUAGUAAUUAUUAUCCCAAAGCUUUUGUACUUUGAAAUGGUGCUGAUUCUGUCAAGUACCUGCUCGGAGAAUCAAGUCCAGGAUGUAAAGAAGGAUUAGUGUUAGUAGUUCUGUCAUCAUCAACAGAAGUAGGUGAGAAAUUCAGAUAUUAAUGGCACCCAGAGAAUCAAGUUCACUGACUUUAUUAUUUUCCAACUUGUCUUCUGGUAACUCAGUUAAAUACACAUUUAAGACCUUCUUCUAAAGAAAUGCCGCAACCGAUAUUAAAAUUUUUCAAAGACUUUCAUACACUUCAGAGGAUGAACUUUUUACAAAGUGUCAAAAACGACUCAUGCAAAACAAAGAUGUUAAACAUUAUCCAGGCAAAAUGCUGGCAUUUUAGCAAAGUCAUUAUGAAAACAACACAGUAAGGCCUCACAGAGUUACUAGCAUAGCUUUAGCUCACUGGUCUAUGCAGUCUAUCUGUGUCGGAAAGGUUCAUUUGACCCUUAUUUAAAUGCCACAUUUGCAUUGACUGCAUGAGCUGCUGCAGUCAAAACCAUGUUUCUCUAUAGGUUUAACUCAAAAUAUGUCUGUAGAUUAUUUACUAUUGCAGUUUCUUAGCUUUAUAGAUGUCCUGAAGAUCAAGUUGUUUCUGUUUUAAGAAAAUAGGAAAGUAAACAUGAACAGGUCAGGACACCAGGGAGCACAUUGGAGUAAUGCUGCCUCACAGGGAGCCGGUUCUGGGUUUGGAUUCCUUAGGAGGGACUGCACAGUGUCAAUUUGACUGUUUCCUACCAACAAAGAGAGCUUUUGAAUUACCACAAUUUUCUUGUAGAUUAACCUGAAAAAAUGGGUCCUGCAAAGGGAAAUGUAGGUGUGGUGGUCAGCAUGGAUGCCUUGCAGUGGUGUAGCGCUGGAUAUGAAUCUCAGUGGGGGUUCUGGAUAUAUCCCACUGCACUCUGACUAUGUUUUUGGAUGUCUGUGAUGCACUUUAAAUGAAUAAACAUGACCAAGUAAGCGCUCAGACAGCGCAGCAGUCUGGUGGUUUGCACUCCUGCCUCAGACCAAAAGACUUCAUGGUUUGAGUCCAGGCCAGGUCUUUCCCCUUUGAUUGUUCUGGCUUUUCUCUGUGGAGUGCAGCCUUCACACUUUGAACUUCUAGAAAGAACUGGACAUUACAUAAUACCAAACAAGUAAGCGCUGCAUGGGGGGCAUUUUGGUUUAGUGGUUAGUGCUGCUGCCCCACAGCAAGUGAUUUUUCCCUUCUUCUCAAAUCAAGUCACAGGUAUAAGCAACUUUUUUUUUUCAAAUUAUUGCUUUGUGUGUGCAAAAAUAAUACUUCAGAUGUGACUUUUUAAUACUUUUAACAAGACAGUGACAUCUCAGGUCAUAUGCACCAUUUUCUCUUCAAGUUAACUUGACAUACCAGGACUUUUUUUUUACACUUUUGCUAAAAUGUAAUGAUUUUUGAGCUGAAGCAUUUAAACUAAUAUUGCAGUAACGGGGUACUAGAAGUGUAAAGGUGGAAAACAUCAUUCUGUCUUUGCUCUGUGUUUUCUGUUUAGGCCAAUCACGUCUCGGUGAACCCUCUGUACUUCAUGAUUCCUGCAACAAUAGGAUGCUCAUAUGCCUUCAUGUUGCCGGUGUCCACGCCUCCCAACUCCAUCGCCUUUGCAUCAGGACACCUCAUGGUCAGAGACAUGGUAAGAUCCUCACAUCAACACCCGACACUAAAACAUUCUCCACCUUUAAUCGACUACCUUUUAUUAUGUGUCUGUCUUUGUUUUCUCAGGUAAAAACUGGCUUUGUUAUGAACAUCCUGGGUGUGCUUUCAGUCGCCCUCGCCAUGAACACAUGGGGCGUCGCCAUGUUUAACUUGAACACGUAUCCAGAGUGGGCUCGUCCUCUAAAUAAGUCUGCACUUCUUAUAGACGUGCAUAUUCCACCCCUACCAUCAUUUAAUGCCACACACUGAUCACACACUCAACCUUCAGCCUGAGUUUAGAGGAAAUGUAAAAAACCUUAUCAAGCUCCAGAGUCUCCAGAGGUAAACGUAUCCACUCGGUUUCACUGAUAUCAGAACAAUCUGGGAGCGUCAGCUGUUACCUGUUUUUAAAAAUAAACUUUAUUCUUUUUAUAUUCAAGAGUCUUUGCAGGCUCAAAAGGUCAAGAUUUCAUCUGUUUCUUUAGGGACACUCUAAGGAAGUAAGCACCUAUAGAGAAUGUUAUUUGUGUUGAUUAUGGUGGUCCCUUGUGGACAAAAAUGGUGCACUGAGUGUUGCAAGUAGUAGAAGAAUUUAUUUUGUAAGUGUGCGCGUGAAAAGAGAAACUAGUUUUUAAAAUCAACCUCCACUUUUUUUUUUAGCAGAAUUUGCAGGACGUGCAAAAGAAAGUUAUGUGGAACUUCAUGUUACUAUGUAAGAUUUAUGUUUUGCUGUGAAACAAAGCUGAACUUCUUUCUGUACCAUUUAUAUGCCUAUUGAGCUUGUUAUGCUUAUACCCUGCAGAUUUGGUUUAGCUGGUAAGAAAAUCAGAUUCAUAAAAAAAAUUCUGAUCAUGUUUUGUCUUCAGUAUGAUAAGUUAACAUGAGAGAUAGCCUGAUUGUAGAACAUCAUUAAUGUCAGUGGUUAAAGUAAGAAUGAUUAGGUGAGACAGAAAAGUGAUAAAAAACAAUUUUUUAGUCUGUGUAUUUCAACAAACAGUGUAUUUCUAAAAAGUGAAAUAGUGAAAAUAGAGAUUGAUUUGAUUAUUUGAACCAUUUUAAAAUGCUUUAUGACAGGUUUAAGUUUCCACUGAUAUGAGCUGAAAGCUAACCUCAUUAGUGACUCUGUAGAGACUUUAAAUCUCAGCCGCUCAUUCAGCAGCAUGAAAGAUUUUGUCAUAAAUAUGCAUGUGAAACUCCAGACGGCAGAGUGGCUGAAAUGCGACUGGACUGACCUCUGCUGGAAGAAGGAGAGACCUCUGUGAAUAAUGAUUUUGAAAUAUAUAUUUUUGGAUAAAUCACAAAGAGAUGAUGUUCUUUAUGUAUUAUAUGGCACAUGUGAAGUUCCCAAAGCUACAGAGUAUAAACAGAAAUUGUUUUCUAUGUUAGAGUGAGAAUCAACACUACAACUGGACGUGUAUAUUUUAUCAACAUGGAGUGAUUUUUAUGCAUUUAGCUGUUACAAAUAAAGUGUUUGAAUCUGUAUUUUGGAUAAUUGGGGUUUUUAGUUGCUGCAGGCUUUCGCACACAUUGAACACAUUUCGGCCUCACACACAGCCAGGGGGAGCACACAGCUGUAAAUUCCUUACAAUGUUUGUUUGCUGUAGUAAACUCUCAGAAGUCACGAGGCCUCAAAACAAUGGUUAACUUGUGCAAGGAUGUGGUGGUUACUCAAUGCUGGCCGGGUCAGUGCAAAAGGUCCUGUGGUGCUAAAAUGCAAAAUUAUAAAAUACUCAACUAAAACCUCACAGACCAUGACAGGAUGUCCCCAACCAUCUGCACAACACAAACAACCUCUGACACACGGAUGUCAACCAAAGCUGAUUUACACCCUUGUUGUUUCAGGGAUUGUAAAGAGAUAAUAAAUAUGCCAACUGCUGUCGUCUCUCAAAACAAACACAAAUUCAACUAUUUCGUAUCAAUCACAGAUAGAACUAUUAAAUUCAGUUAUCUUCUCUCAUUUAAUUUUGUAUAUAUCAUAAUACUUCAAUUACUUCCUCAUAAAAGUGUUGCGUAUUUGUGUGUUUUUGCUUAGUCACAACAGAUAUUUUGUUUUUAUUUUUGUCAUUUAGCCAAAAAUUUGAUUUUGUAUUACAAACUUAAGGAGACAGUGAAACUUAAAGAAACCCAUGAAACAAAAACUAAAAAUGAAAAUGUAUUAUGUCACUCUGAAUCCGCACUUCUAUGACCAAUGUCACAUUGUGCGUGUGUGUGAUUGCAUCAUAUCUCAUGAUGUUGUGUCAUGCUUCACACAGAGAACCAUCUUUUCUAAUCCCUAUUUCCUCAUGGGAACUUGUAGGCAACCCACAAGUAUCAACAUGACACUGAGUGUUCAGAGCACUUCCUCUUUCCCCCCUCCCAGUUUCCUCUGCACCUUUAGCUUAUCAUUCCACAGAGAGAUGAAGUUCAUCACAGAGAAUAUUUUUACCUCUCUCAGGUAAGAUUUCAUAUUUAGAUUCUUUUUAAACUGAUGCUGUUGACUUCACCGUCCAGUGAUCACAAUGAUGAGAGUAACAUAAUGAUGUUGAUGAUGCUGGUCUUGUUGAUAUCAUUACAAACACCAAGAGUAAUAGGCUACUAUGACUUGGAUCAUGCUCAGUACAGUAUCUUUUAUAAUUCUUGUCAUUUUUGGUGUCAUUAUUACCAUUAAUUCUAUUUUAUUGUUUUGUCACGACUCUAUUUCUUCUUCUCUUUUUGUGCUUUAUUUGCUCUGUGUAUAUUUACUCUAAACUUUAACUGUGUCAUGUCUGAAGUAAAUAUAGACGAUGAAGUUGAUUUGAUUGUUUAUCAUACAUUCCUGACAAUUGCAUGCGCAGCUAAAUACUCUAAAUCCACAUAUUUUUAAAGUGACUUGCAAUAUUGAGUUAGACAUGUUUACUCUGUUUUUAUUGCCUUGAAUAAAUCAUUCAAUUUUUGUGGUUUAAAAAAGUCACAUUACUUGUGGUUUAAAAAAAAAUGUGACUUUACAUUUGAGACACUGAACAGAAGUGCGGAGCAGAAAUAUAAACACAUAAAAAACCAUGAAACCAUAAAAAAUACUUUAAAUUGUGCAUUAUUUGACAUUUUAAGCAACAAUGUUUCCAUCAGCUUCUAAACUUUUGUGAGCAAAAUUAUAAAACCAGUGGUCAUUUACUAUUUGCGAGGGCUAGGCUUUGAGCGAAUUUCAUAAAGUGUCAUUUUUCCAUUCUAGUUUAGAGUAGUGUCUGUGUGUGACUGUGAAAGGUCGUUGAUACCAAGGGAACCAGCUGCUGAUUGAAAAAUGGGCAGAGUCCACAGGACCAAUCGGGGCUGAGCGCUGGCAUAGGACACUCGUGUUCGGUAGAUUCUUUGUCAGGAAAUCUGUUUUGGCAUUGUGAUUGGGGGCAGUUCAACUGUAAAUCUUUUUUUUGUGGAAUUGUAAGGGAUAGGAGCUGCUACCCCACAUUUAGUUUUAGCUGCUGUUUUGAGCUAAUUUCAGAAAGUGUCAUUUUUUUCACUCUAGUUUAGAGUUGUGUCUGUGUGUCUGUGACUGAGGCUGCUGUUACAAUGUAAGAUUUGUGUCAAGGCAAGAGAAGCUGUUGCUGCUCUCCCCUUAGAGGACAGCCUGAAUUAUGAGCAGAUCAAAAUUGUGAUUUUGAUCUGCUUAUAUUAUGCAAGUUUGCUUUAUUGCCAGGAAUUAAAGGAGACGAUCAAAAUGCCAUUCUCCUGUUUUUUGGGGGUUUUUUUCUGCAAUCAAUGUGAAGCUGAAGCAAGCCUCACAUACAAGCUAAAACAUGGAUGAGUCAUCAUAUACAUGAAGUCACACUGAAACUGACAUUAUCGUCAUCAUCAUAAUCAUCAUUAGUCAUUAAUGAUUACAUCAUCAUGAGGGCCAAGUUUCCAAGUCCAGAGUUGGAAGAUCUGGGUCAAAAAGUAGAGGAGGACUGUUGUGAUCAAACUGGUUGAGUGAUUUAAUUGUCAGAGGGCAACAGAGGAGAAGAGUCUGGCUGGUGACCUAGGACCUUGUUAUGAUGGGAGCACCAAGGGUCUUUCACUGGCGGAGUAAAGUAGGGGGGAUAGAGACAAGGUAUAGAGACUCCCUGGAGUUUCUAAAAAAAAGAAAAUGCUGAGGUGUUCAAAACUGCAGUUCCUCGAGUGUCCACUAGAGCCUGGCUCAGAAUUGAUGCAAACCGAACAGGCCUCUGUAGCAUCAUCUUUAAUGGAAGAGUGUGAGUUAUGAAGUAGCAGGUGUUUUUUAAAGCUGUAAACAUUGAAAGUACUUUAUGUUUUUUUUUCUCCUCAGGACCAGAGCCGGGUUUUGCAGACAGGCUCUUCAGUCUGUCUUGUUGUAUCUCUGGGAUGUUUAUUCUGUUCCUACACCAGCUGGAAAAAAAGACAUCCUGACUCUUCUGUCCCUCUGCUUGGCACUUGCCAUCAUCACAGGCGGUCUGCUUCAUCACUGGCUGUCAAACACUCUGAAAUACAACCAUGAAGGGUCCAUUCAGACCGCCUGUAUCUACAGCGUGGCUGUGUUUCUGGUCUCGUUUCUGUGCCAUCCUCUGCGCUGUGUGUUGACUAUGACUCUGCCGACUGUCUGCUCCAGAGAGGGGCGGAAACUCCUUGUCUCAGCCUCUAUCAUGAUUUUAGUUUUAAACGUUGUCCCUAAUAUUACAGUAAACGUUGGAGCGGUUGCACGCAUCUUGAAGUGCACUGCAGAGGGCUUCACAAAGUCUUUACUUAACUCAUCUGAACCUUUAAACCACGCAAAGCAAGACCUUUUUGAGGAAGCCAUCAAAGCGAGGAGGGAAGACUUGAGCAUUGUCAAAAACUUGAGGAAGUUAGAUCAGUACACACAUGUUGAUGUGUCAGGAGUUAAAAGCAGGUUUACUCAGAUGAUUGGGCAAAUAGAGGUCAACUUCUCCUACGCUAGGAAUCUGCUCAAGGACUACAAGCUGCUGUCAAACCGGAUCCUUGCUGCCAUUUUUGUUGCUUUGCUUGUCUUUGAGUCUGCACGCUAUUUAAAGUCUUAUCUGACGUCGGUUCAGUUUGACAAUGGCUACAUCUCCCAGGAGCUCCUGAACAAGGCGACUCAUGCUGCUAAGAAAAGGCCAGCUAAAAAUAAACAUCUUUGCACAAGCUGCAAAAUUACAAGUCAGGAAUGCACCUCCUGUUUUAUAUCACUGGUCGUGGUAACUUUAUACUUCUUUGCAAUCGCCAUAAUUGUAGCUUUGGAUCAUGUUGUGUAUUAUAUAGUUCAAAUGAUUGUGCCAUGGUUACUGGAUUUUCCCCCUACAUCUGCCGUCAUCAGCGUCAACUAUAGGGUAAGACAGCCUCCACACUUCAUAACCACUCUAUUAUUUGACCCAUAAAUGAUAGUUUUUGUUACAUCCUCCUCUUAGGUUACCUGGUUCCCUCCGGCUUUUUGCCUCAUUCCAAGUAACUGCUAUACUCGGGAGCUCACAAACUUCCACAGGGAUUACAAGUGGACCUUAGACCCAGGGCGGUCGCUCUGUGAUGUGCCAACUUCACCUCCGAGUUCAGGAGUCUCAUUCCUGCUUGGAUGUCUGUGGCUGAUGAGCUACUUCCUGGUGUUCUUGGAGGUUUACGCCAAACGUAUACGCAGGAAAAUCUCAGCAUCGUUUUUCAGGGGGCAAGAAGAGGAGAGGGUGGCGUACUUGAUGAAGAAAAUACAAGCGAAGAUGAAUAAAAAGGAGCGGGGUUUGAUGGAGGUCACGAGUGGUUGA
Xyrichtys novacula (pearly razorfish) is the source of this 13216-nucleotide messenger RNA. Lineage: Eukaryota; Metazoa; Chordata; Actinopteri; Labriformes; Labridae. The record is from the annotation of a GenBank genome assembly.